UGAUUUAGUGGCCACCGAAUAUUUUUCAACUCUUAUAUAUAGAAGAAGUUGGGUAUUUCAGUUUGGAUCAUCAUCAUCAUCAACUCUUUGCAAACCUAUUGCUUACAAGCAUCACCCAAACUAAGCACCAACAAUGUCGAAAAUGAGUUUUCCCAGUUUCAAACAUGGAAGUUCAAGAAAACCCUCUCUAAAACAACCCCAACUGAGCCUCCCCAAAGCCCAACAGCAAAAGACCAAUUUACCCUCCACCGGAAUUUUCCAGCCAAACACGGCCGAAAUGAAACAAGUUUUUGACAAAUUUGACUCCAACAAGGACGGAAAAAUCUCCCGGGAAGAGUACAAGCUAGCACUACGAGCCAUGGGCAAAAUUGGAAAUGCAGAAAAUGAGGUGGCCAAGGCCUUUCAGGUCCUCGAUUCAGAUGGAGAUGGGUUCAUAGACUUCAAAGAGUUCAUGGAGGUACAUAAAAUGGGAGGAGGAGUGAAUAUGAACGAGAUUCAGAGUGCUUUUGGCGUGUUUGAUUUGGAUGGUGAUGGGAAGAUAAGUGCAGCAGAGUUGUUGGAGGUUCUAAGGCGGCUUGGGGAGCGGUGCAGCCUUGAGACUUGCCGGAAAAUGGUGAAAGGGGUGGAUAGGGAUGGAGACGGGCUGGUUGACAUGGAUGAGUUUAUGACCAUGAUGACACGCACCUUGAAAUUCUCUUAAGAGGUUAAUGGAAAAUAGAUUUUUUCUUAAACUUUAUUUUCAUUUUAUCUUAAUAACGUAAAUCUCACUAUCUUUAUUUAUUUAUUUAUUUUGAUAUGCAAAAGUUGUUAAAUUAGAACUCUUACUAUCAUUAUAAUAAAAUCUAGUGAGAAAUCUGUAUACUUUUAUUAUAUUAUGAUAAUAUGAUGCAGCUUGAAGCUGGCUCCUUUUACACAUUUUUUUCCCCCUCCUUCUCUUUAAUUUAAGGGAUCUGUAAAUGACUUUGUAUUUGGGCAUUUGAUAAAAGCCAAAGAAUAUUAAGAAAAUUAAAAUUUUAAUUAAU
Messenger RNA from Camellia sinensis, 1022 nucleotides. RefSeq names its product calmodulin-like protein 30. The record is from RefSeq and is a predicted model, not a curated record. NCBI's taxonomy places the organism in Eukaryota, Viridiplantae, Streptophyta, Magnoliopsida, Ericales, Theaceae. Gene Ontology annotation, molecular function: calcium ion binding.